Molecule: messenger RNA, 621 nt
Organism: Benincasa hispida (wax gourd)
Lineage: Eukaryota; Viridiplantae; Streptophyta; Magnoliopsida; Cucurbitales; Cucurbitaceae
Source: RefSeq, a predicted model, not a curated record
AUGAAGAGUGUGGAAUUCACUGGCCAAAGCGCAGGUCUUAAACGUACUGGGAAAAGUUGUCGCCUUCGGUGGUUAAACUAUCUCCGACCUGAUGUUCGGAGAGGCAAUAUAACUCCUGAAGAACAGCUCUUGAUCAUGGAAUUGCAUUCUAAAUGGGGUAACAGGUGGUCAAAAAUUGCAAGGCAACUCCCUGGAAGAACAGAUAACGAGAUAAAGAACUAUUGGAGGACUAGGAUACAAAAGCAUAUCAAGCAGCAGGGGGAAGCCGAGAGAGUUCGUGAACAGAUGAUAUCAAUUGGUAGCUGUUCGGAGACGAAUGACGACUGUGCUAUCAGCCCAUAUAGCCAAGUUUCGAAUUUUAGUAACGUCGCGGAGCCGAUGGAGAUCAGCUAUGACUAUUUUCCAUCAUCUCAAGGGGAUAUGGAGGCUAUGGGAUAUCAGCAGACAACUUGGGUUUGUGGGGAUGGGGCAAAUGACAACUGGAGCAUGGAGGAUCUUUGGUCCAUGCAAUUACUUAAUUGAAAUGUUUUCAGAGAGGAACAAGAAGUAUUGGGUUUAAAUCAUGUAUAGUUGAACUAUGAAUAAAAAUUUUCCUCUUAUAUAUAUGAUCUUUUUAUGGGA